Habropoda laboriosa is the source of this 907-nucleotide messenger RNA. RefSeq names its product eukaryotic translation initiation factor 6 (gene eIF6). The record is from RefSeq and is a predicted model, not a curated record. The transcript has 6 exons. Gene Ontology annotation, cellular component: nucleolus; preribosome, large subunit precursor; cytosol. Gene Ontology annotation, molecular function: ribosomal large subunit binding. NCBI's taxonomy places the organism in Eukaryota, Metazoa, Arthropoda, Insecta, Hymenoptera, Apidae. Gene Ontology annotation, biological process: maturation of 5.8S rRNA; assembly of large subunit precursor of preribosome; cytosolic ribosome assembly. The coding region runs from base 24 to 761 and encodes 245 amino acids.
UGUAAAUUAAUACCGUAGCGAUCAUGGCGGUACGUUUACAGUUCGAAAAUAACAAUGAAAUUGGAGUUUUCUCCAAGCUAACGAAUUCUUAUUGCCUCGUAGCAAUAGGCGGUUCGGAGAAUUUUUACAGUGUGUUUGAGGCGGAGUUAGCUGAAACUAUUCCUGUAAUUCACGUGUCGCUUGCAGGGUGUCGUAUAAUCGGACGAUUGUGCGUUGGAAAUAGAAAUGGACUGUUAGUCCCAAACACUACAACAGAUACUGAACUGCAGCAUAUACGAAAUUCAUUGCCUGAUAAGGUUAAAGUACAAAGAGUUGAAGAAAGACUCUCUGCUCUGGGUAAUGUUAUUGCAUGUAAUGACUAUGUGGCUUUAGUACAUCCUGAUCUUGAUAGGGAAACAGAAGAAAUUUUAGCAGAUACAUUGAAUGUAGAAGUAUUUAGACAAACUGUGGCAAGUAAUGUUCUAGUAGGAUCAUAUUCUGUAUUAUCAAAUCAAGGUGGUUUAGUACAUCCAAAAACCUCUAUACAAGAUCAAGAUGAAUUGUCAUCUUUGCUACAAGUGCCACUUGCUGCAGGUACAGUGAAUAGAGGCAGUGAUGUUAUAGCUGCAGGAAUGGUUGUAAAUGACUGGGUAGCCUUUUGUGGUAUGGAUACAACUUCUACAGAACUUUCUGUGAUUGAAAGUGUUUUUAAACUUAAUGAAUCUACACCAGCUGCUAUCACAUCAACUAUGCGUGCAUCACUUAUAGAAAGUAUGUCUUAAGUAAAAUUGAACUCUCUGGGAGAGAAUAAACAAGCAAAAAAAAAAUGGUUGACGGUAGAUUGUACUAUGUACAUGUACAUAAGUUUAAUAUUUAUGUCAAGACAAUUGCACAAGACAAUGCUGUACUUUGGACAAUACACCUACAG